This is a messenger RNA of Panicum virgatum (switchgrass), 1114 nucleotides long. RefSeq names its product cyclin-dependent kinase inhibitor 3-like. Gene Ontology annotation, molecular function: cyclin-dependent protein serine/threonine kinase inhibitor activity. Lineage: Eukaryota; Viridiplantae; Streptophyta; Magnoliopsida; Poales; Poaceae. Gene Ontology annotation, cellular component: nucleus. Gene Ontology annotation, biological process: negative regulation of cyclin-dependent protein serine/threonine kinase activity. The record is from RefSeq and is a predicted model, not a curated record. The transcript has 3 exons. The coding region runs from base 96 to 656 and encodes 186 amino acids.
CUCACUCACUCUCUCAGUGUAGCUCUCACUAGCACACAGCGCACAGCAGCUAGCCGAGUGCACACCAGCAUAGCAGCCAACCAGCCAGCCAGCCGAUGGGCAAGUGCGUCAGGAUCCGCGGCAGCAAGCCGCCGUCGCCGGGCGAGGCGGCGGCGUACCUCACGCUGCGGAGCGGCCGCCGCGUGCCGGUGGCGGUGGCCGCGGGCGCCGCCGCGUGCAGCCCGCCGGGCAGCCGCCGCAGCAGCCGCCGCGGGUGCGGCGCCAAGCCCGCGGCUAAGCGCGCGUGCGGCAGCCCCGGCCGGCGCAAGAGCGCGGGGCUGCCGAGGCCGGCGCUCAACGGCGGCGCCCGGCCAGAGGAGAAGCUGCCGCCGCCGCCGCCGCCGCCGCCGCCGCCGCAGGCGAGCCCCGUUGCCCGCGACGGCGUCGACGGCGACCGUGGAGACAGCUCCGACCGCCGCCGGCCCGGGAGCAAGGCCGCCGGCGUCGCAGGCCAGCCGUCGCCGCCGCCGUCACGGCCGCUGGAGGCCGAGAUGGAGGCCUUCUUCGCCGCGGCGGAGCUCGCCGAGCGCCGGCGAUUCGCAGAUACGUACAAUUACGACGUCGCCCUCGACCGCCCGUUGGAAGGCCGGUUCGAGUGGACGCCGGUGAGCACGUGAGAGGUCGGAGCAAGGGGGGCAAAACUGUCAACCCGUAGAUCGCAAGGAAUGCUUCUUCUUCUUCUUCUUCUUCUAGCUACAACCUUGGGAAAUUGGAGUUAGUCCUUGACUCUCCUACUGAUCACUCAUGUCGUUUAGAGAAUUCCACUGCUUCAGUACCUCUUGUCAUCAGCUGUCACUAGCUACUUACUACUAGUAGCUAGGAAUAGUCGCCAUGGUUCAGUUCAUCGAUCGAUCUACCACUGUACUGUCUCUGACAACCAUGCAUAUAUAGUGUGUAUAGGAUAAGGUGAUCCAUUGGAGGAAGCUUCUGAGCUCCCCAUGCUGAUCAGUUUCGUUCAACCAGCAUGACAUUGUUCUACUCAUUUUCACUUCAACUCAACUCAUUAGUCUCGCAUCUUUAAAUCAGCAUAAUUUGUGACUUCUGUUCAUACAUAAUUUACUUUAAUUACAAGCAA